AUGGUCGAAUUUCUAAACUCUGACUCCUCGAAGAUUACUAAUUUAAAUAUAGGAAUAUUAGGGCAUGUAGACUCUGGAAAAACUUCCUUAGCUAAAAUUAUUAGCUCUACACCUAGCACUGCGUGUUUUGAUAAGAAUACACAAAGUCAGGAAAGAGGUAUUACUAUCGAUUUAGGAUUUUCUUCGCUUCAAGUUGAUAUGCCAUCUCACUUAAAAUCGUAUACUACUAAUGAUAAACUUCAAUUCACAUUUGUAGAUUGUCCAGGGCACGCAUCUUUGAUAAAAACUAUAAUAGGAGGAUCUCAAAUUAUUGAUAUGAUGCUUUUGGUAAUUGAUUGUCAAAAGGGUAUUCAAACCCAAACAGCUGAGUGUAUUGUGAUAGGAGAAAUAACUUGUCAAAAGGGUAUUGUCAUUUUAAACAAAGUAGACCUCUACCCUAUUGAACAGCGUAAAAUAUUGAUUCAAAAAAUGGUAAAAAAAUUGCAAAAAACAUUUCAAAAUACAAAAUUUAAAGAUUCACCUAUAGUUUCAUUAUCCAUAACUGAAUCUCUUCAGGAUAAAAACUGUGAAUAUGGUAUCAAUAACUUAAUUGAAACAUUAAAAAUGGAAUCAUUUAUUCCUUAUAGAGAUCCUGAAGGGCCUUUCAUAAUGAAUGUAGAUCAUUGUUUCAACAUUAAAGGUCAAGGAACAAUUUUAACUGGUACUAUGUUAGCUGGUCAUAUUGCUGUGAAUGAAGAAUUGGAAAUACCAGACCUAAGUAUCACCCGCAAGAUAAAAUCCAUUCAGAUGUACAAAAGACCUGUCAAAAAUGCCAUCCAGGGUGAUCGAAUAGGCGUAUGUUUACCCCGAUUGGACAUUACAUUCGAACGCGGUUAUGCUUGUUCUCCGCUCCGCCCUCAUAAAUCACAUUCGCAAGACGAUUUACAUAAUCGCAAAUGUUUUACCAGUUCGAUAUACUCCUAUUCGCUUAAACGCGAUCCAGUAACUGCUAUUAUUGCCGGAUCAUUUUUGGGAACAGUUGCUAAUAUUGGAUCAGAGAUUCCUUUACGCCAUCUCAACUCUUCAGCCACCAUUUGCGUUAGCGCAAGACGUAUAAGGCACUUUCGGGGUGUAUGCAACUCCGAUACUCUUUAUCACGUGUCGAUUGGGCACGUGACACGAUUGGCUAAGGCGCGAUUUCUCGAAAUAGCUGGGCCGCGCUGCGAUAAAAGCGAUUAUGACGAUGAGAUCGAAUAUAUGAGAUUGGAUGGCUUGGAGAAUAACGAAAAUGGAGAUAACGUCGAAGUCAUAGCGAUUUUAAGCUUCAGCGAAGGCCCGGUUCUUUCGGCUCCCGGUUUUCUGUACAUCGCUUCUCGACUCGAUUCUGACGACUCCAUUUUGAAGGGCAAGAAAAACUGCCGGAUAGCCUUCUGUGGACGAAUAUUGAACCUGGAACCUGAAAAACUGAUCCGUAGGACCUUCAAACUCGCUACUCGCGUAGGUCUAGCGGAACGAAUGUUAGACGAAACUCGACUAAUCGUGUCAGCCAUGUUUAGGCGAGAAUCGGCACGCUUAAUUAGGGAUCACUUCGCCGGGUUCGACGUCGAAUUUUAUUCCUCCGCCAUUGAAAAUGGUCACAAUCUCAAAUUAGAUGACAUCCUGAAAAAGGUGUUGGAACGGGAGGCUUGCACAAGCGGUAGAGAUCUCUGUAAGAAAAAUUUCAAUAUGGGUUCGAGUCACCCGAUUGGCGAUAUUUCGAAUGAUAAACGCGAAACUAGUCCCCAAACUCAGGAACAACGGGAAAACUUGGAAAAUGCCAUCGAGACUCUUAAAAUUGAAUCCGUCAGCGAAAAUCCCGCUACAUAUGUUGACCACGAAGACAAUUCCGGCAGCAUCAUGACCAAGAUUCAGCCCGGCUCUAACGAUCCUAACAAUACUUCGCUAAUGCCCAUUUGCGUCGGAAAAAUUGAGUCGGCAUUCGGUCAAAGUGGCAAAGUGAUCGUUCGAAUUACUUCCGGUUCCCUUCCGGAGGCAUUAGCUAUGCCCAUUAAAACUAGCAAAAAGGGCGCCAAACGUUUCCCACCAAAACACGAGACCAUUCACGCUAUCUUGCGAUUCAAGCGAUAUCUUAACGAUGUCUCCAAAAAACCGUACCCCAUUUUUUAUCAGCGCAAAUAAUCUUUUUACCUUAAAAAAAACAAAAACUCCAACGGAAAGUAUUAUUCC
Gordionus sp. m RMFG-2023 is the source of this 2205-nucleotide messenger RNA. Its product is annotated as selenocysteine-specific elongation factor-like. The record is from RefSeq and is a predicted model, not a curated record. Gene Ontology annotation, biological process: selenocysteine incorporation. Lineage: Eukaryota; Metazoa; Nematomorpha; Gordioida; Chordodea; Parachordodidae. The coding region runs from base 1 to 2157 and encodes 718 amino acids. The transcript is spliced from 11 exons. Gene Ontology annotation, molecular function: GTP binding; GTPase activity; translation elongation factor activity.